Molecule: messenger RNA, 1366 nt
Organism: Anopheles funestus (African malaria mosquito)
Lineage: Eukaryota; Metazoa; Arthropoda; Insecta; Diptera; Culicidae
Exons: 2
Coding region: 364-1206 (280 amino acids)
Source: RefSeq, a predicted model, not a curated record
AGACCGAAAAUAAUUGUAAAACAAAUAAACCUACCCAACGGGGGGGAAAAUGUAUGCUUGUAUUUUGGUUUUUUUUUGUACGUUAAAGACUUACAAGAAAGUUAAGUAUGAUUUGUUUCUUUUUACACAAGAACAAAAGAUUUCAAUGCCACCAUAAACGCUUUGUAAUGUUUCAAUGCUAACGCUUUGUUUGUGAAAUAUUUCAGCUGAAAGAAUUCACGCGUGGAUAGUGGUUGGAAGUUGUGGAUUACUUCCACAAUCGUAAGGAUUUCGAAGAAAUCGUAAGGACCGUGAUUUGCUUGUGAAAAUUUUCGAAGGAAUUGGUCUUUAAGCUUUGAAGAGAUCGGUUUUUCGUUAGGAAAAAUGAGCGACGAAGAAGUUGAUUAUAGCGCCGUACCGAAGCUGUGGCGUUUCUGCCACCCGAUGCGGCCUCCAACACCGCCCCCAACGACCAAGAACGAAGACGCGUCGAUUCAACGUCGCCGUUACGAACUACGCAAUAUGAGUCGCAUGAACUUGAAUAGAGGGCCUGCUGAUUGUAGCGCCUUACCGAAGCGGUGCCGUUUGAGCCCAUCCGCAUUGACGGCAUUCCGACCAUCGCCGUGGAGGCUGAUAUGUAGCGGGCAAGGAAAAAAGGUUACAAAGAUAACUUCAGAAACCGAAGAUUACUGGAAAUAUGUUCGGACGACAGAGUUAAAGGAAGUAGAGAUGUGGACAAAUGUAUUAUUCCGUACGGCUGACGGAACACCAUUCACUUUGUGGAUCAUCCGUGAACAUGUCACACAUGAAGAGACGGUAGUGCCGCGCGAAUGUAUUGAAAUCGUUGAAUUAUCGGACGAUGAAGAUGCUGAGCAACAAGCUGGCCUGGAAAAUGAAGAUGAAAAUGAUGCGCCAGCAGAUAGCCCGGAUAUGAUGAGCGAUUCGGAAAAUAUGUCCGAUGCGGAAAAUAUGUCAGAUUCGGAAAAUAUGUCCGAUUCGGAAAAUAUGUCCGAUUCGGAAAAUAUAUCCGAUUCGGGAAAUAUGUCAGUUUCGGAAACUAUGUCAGUUUCGGAAAAUAUGUCAGAUUUGGAAAAUAUGUCAGAUUUGGAAAAUAUGUCAGAUUCGGAAAAUAUGUCCGAUUCGGAAAAUAUGUCAGAUUCGGGAAAUAUGUCAGAUUCGGAUGAUGUUUCGGACAUCAGUGUACCAUUCGAUUCAGACGACGAAUAGCAGGACGACGGUAGAAGGGUCGUAUAUGGCCUUGGCCACCUGCCCAUUUAAUUUAUAUUCUUAAUUUAAAGAUAAUCUGAUUUUGCAAAAAGCAAAAGAAGAUUGAUGGACAACUUCACAAGUUCCUAUAUAAAUUAGCAUUAAUAAACGAUUCAACACG